Molecule: messenger RNA, 9464 nt
Organism: Galleria mellonella (greater wax moth)
Lineage: Eukaryota; Metazoa; Arthropoda; Insecta; Lepidoptera; Pyralidae
Gene: Crag
Product: DENN domain-containing protein Crag
Exons: 36
Coding region: 243-5186 (1647 amino acids)
Biological process (GO): regulation of Rab protein signal transduction
Cellular component (GO): cytoplasmic vesicle
Molecular function (GO): protein binding
Source: RefSeq, a predicted model, not a curated record
UGUGAUUCGUUUGUUGUCGUUGAUUCUCUGGACGACUGUGAAAUGACAUUUUGUAGAAUAGAAAUUGUAAAUCAAACGACUGUGAUGUGAUUUGUUGUUUAGUUACAUAAAAAUAAAAAGUGUUAAUUUAAUAAACGCAAUAAAUUUGUUACAGUGAUGAACUUAUACAAUGUAUAAUAACAACACGUUCCUUUCCUUAACCGUAGCAAUAACUUAUACUCGAACCUAAAGUAAGAACCAUAAUGGACGAAAAGAGGGUCGCGGAUUAUUUUGUGGUUGCUGGAUUACCAGACAACCCAGAAUUGCUGGAAGAUUCUGAUUCUGGACAUCUCAAAGGGUACAAUACUAAAGCACCCAUUACUGACAUUGGUGUGUUGUUUCCGGGUCUCGGCGAGACAGUGCCCAAUGGCUAUGAAUUACUUGAGCUGACACCUUCUGGAUUACCGGCGGAUUUGAACCAUGGAUCUAUGCGGUCGCCGGAAUGCUUUCUUUGUAUACGACGGGGGAGGGAUCGACCGCCACUCGUCGAUAUUGGUGUCAUGUACGAGGGCAAAGAACGUCUAAUGGCCGAUGCCGAGAUGGUCCUCAAGUCUGUCGGCGGUCGACUGGCCAACGUCAACAACUCGUCAGCGAAGACGUACAUAACGUACCGGCGAGCGCAUCCCACCGCUCCGUGCAACGCCCUCGUAGUCGUCGACGUGUGUGUUAUAGUGGCCAGUAAAGGGGAGUGUCCACCGCACGCUUUCUGUAUGAUCGCCAAGAAUUUGAAUAAAGGUUUAAUGGGCAGUGAUGUGUACCUCUGUUACAAAAAGUCAAUGAACCGUCCACCGCUAAUAGCUUACAAACCAGAAGUACUCUUUAGGUAUCCGACGAUUGACCGUCGAAGUUUGGCCUUCCCUUCGUCCGUACCGCUGUUCUGUUUACCGAUGGGCGCAACUCUCGAGCUAUGGCCGAACAUAGCGUCGCAGCCCAAACCGGUGUUUUCAACAUUCGUACUCACGGUGGCUGAUGCUACCGACAAGGUGUACGGCUCAGCGGUAACCUUCUAUGAGAGUUUCCCACACACCCAACUGACGGAAUACCAGGCCGAGACACUGGGCUGGCGUACCGGAGUGUCCCACACGUCACACUCAGUGCACGCAAACAAGUGUAUCUGUUUACUGUCUAGGUGGCCCUUCAGUGACACUUUCGAGAGAUGGUUGCUCUAUAUACUAGAAAUGUCAUGGAGUAAACAACCGCUUAGUAUACCAAUUGAAAGGUAUAUUGUGCACUUAUUAGAAGAAGUUCCGUUUCCAGAACCAAGAAUAUUACUGCAGCUCUCCCCUACAAAUCCACAAGACCGAGUGAUAGUGACACGUUGCGAUGAUCAGCCACUGGUGAGGAGUGGGGCUGGUUUCAGGCAGUUACUACUCAAUUUGGGACCAGACAACUGUUUAUCGUUGCUAGCUUUAGCCAUCACAGAGCAGAAGAUACUCAUACAUUCUCUCAGGCCAGACACACUAACAGCCGUUUCGGAAGCAGUAUCAAGUCUUUUGUUUCCAUUCAAAUGGCAAUGUCCGUACAUACCUCUUUGUCCUUUAGGUUUAGCUGAAGUACUACACGCUCCGUUGCCAUACUUAAUAGGGGUGGAUUCGAGAUUUUUCGAUCUCUUCGAACCCCCACCUGAUGUGACGUGUGUCGAUUUGGAUACUAAUAAUAUUACUAUAUGUGAGUCGCUGCGUGAAAUUAUAUCGACUAAAAUGUUACCGAAGCGGCAAGCAAAAGCUUUAAGAAAUACUCUAGAAUCGCUUUAUGGAAAUAUUAGACCCGCAUCCCCAGUACACCAUUCAACUGAUAGUAAAUACAAUGGAGAACCAACGACGAGUUUAGAUAGAGAUUUUCAAAGGAGAAGAAAAGAGCAAGCCCUAGAACUGAAAAUACAAGAGGCAUUUCUUCGAUUCAUGGCGUGCACGUUACAAGGUUAUCGAAGCUAUCUCAUUCCCAUAACGAAAGCGCCUACAGUCGGCACUACAGAUCCACACGCGUUGUUCCAUAUGGAUGCGUUUUUGAGCUCCAGAGACAAGACGCAGCGCGGUUUCUUCGCGUUAAUGAUGCGAACGCAAAUGUUCACUCGUUUCAUCGAGGAGCGAUCGUUCGUAUGCGACGUGGACCAAGGGCUAACGUUUUUCGACGAAUGCAUCGAACGUGUCGCGACUUCCGCUGACGGGCCGCUGCUCGGCUGCGAUGCACCGGUGUCUGACCGGACCGUGUUCGUCCUACCGCCGGAUCCACCCGACCCUGAAGAAACAUAUAUAUACGAGAAGUUGGAUUUGGACUCGGCGCUGGUGGCGAAGUGUCGCAACCGCAGCCGCAGUGGCGCCGUACAGCUUCUGCCUGCAGCUGCACUUGCGUCAGCUGAGUCACUGGCUGAUGCUUCGCCUAUGGCUCGUCGCACCAAGCACGAGAUCGCCGCCGCACAGAGAUUAGCACGUAAAGCCAACUUAUCACCAGAGUCGUGGGCCAAAUGCUUACUGGGUGCCUGCUAUUCCCUAUAUUUCUUAACACUACCAUGCCGAUUGAUGCUCUGUCGAGGUAAAGAACACGCGACCUUAAGGUCCGCUUACGAGUUGCUCGAGCGAGCUACCAAACUUAAGGUGCCGUGUGAUGAGGUGUGCUACCGCGUGAUGAUGCAAUUAUGUGGUAUCCACUCUUUGCCCGUCCUCGCCGUGCAACUCCUGUUUCUAAUGAAGCGCGCCGGUCUGCAGCCCAACGCUCUCACCUAUGGUUACUACAACCGAUGCGUGCUGGAAGCUGCCUGGCCUCAAGACAUGCCUAGUGGAUCUCAGUUAUUGUGGAACAAACUUCGCAUAGCCGUGAUGGGUGCCGCCCUAUUCCGCAAAGCGGGCGCGCAACGUGCCAGCCGUGUUGCAGCCGCCACCGCUGGUAGCUCCACUGCCGCUGCCACCACCACCACCACCACUACCACUACCACCCUCACAACAGGGGCUGGUGAGAGCGGUACGCUGCCACGUGUACGGUCUGCGGCGACGGUAACCGAUGGAGGGGAGGGUGCUAGUGGAAGUGGAGGUGGACUGGCUGCCAGCCGCACCAGUCUAGACUCUGCGGGUCGUCGUUCGAGUGCGUGGGAGGCGCUGUGCCGCCGAGCGACUAUAGUGCGGGCCGCACCGGCACGCCCUCUAGCGCCCGCGCUUUCGGCGGCCGCAGGGAUCCUCAUAUCCGGUCUACCAUCUAACCCUGACCUUAGUGAGAAAACUAGACUGCGAAGUAAUUCAUUAGGAAAUGACGAUUUGACAAGUCCAUCGCCACUAAAAAUGACUGAAAAAAGACAGACGAUACAUGUUAGUCCGGAUAGUCCGACAGAUCUAAGGAUUCUAACCAGAUCAGAGAGUUUCGCUGGUGAUGCACAGAUUAUACAAAAUCUACAGAGGCUGUCAUUCAAUAGUGGUGGUACUACAAGUAAUAAAUCCCGGUGUAGUCGAACUCUGAGUUUCCCAGAGGAACCGGAUAAAGAGGCAGCCGCCACUGACUCCUUAGAAAAAGCUAAGGACUCCCCAUUAAAAGUGUCACCCCGUACACCGGUGCUCUCAGACGAUCCUUUGGGAGCCCUAAACCUAGACGCCGUGUCACCGGUGGCGCCCCCCACGGUGACGGACGAGUCGCCUCCACCCGCGCCACGCCACGAGUACAGUGUCAGCCCCAAGCUAUUCCAUCGCCGCUCCUCGUUCCAGGACGACCCGCCUGAACCGCAAGGGAAACUGCACAGAAGUGAGACGGCGCCGGGCGGCACGGUGUCUUCUAGUCUCGCGACGCUCGGUAAUACACUCAAGAUUAGCUUCGGACGCUAUUCGCCAGCCAGACUGUCCUUGCGAAAGGAAAACAUGAAACUCGGGAAAGCAAUGAUCGAGACAUACUUCAGUCCCUCGAGUAUAGCGGGAAAGAAGUCCAAUGAACUCCUACAAAGUGGACUGAGUAGCCUCAAAUCGGCAGCCACAAGUAUUGGCAAGAAAUUCGACGAGAUGAAAGAAGUUAUAUCUGCUAACUCGACACCGGUGAAAGGCGCAUUUGGUAAUGCCACCAGUGCGUUGAGCAGUCUGAUAGCUGAGGAAGAUUCAACGGAUGGCUCAUCAGAAAUUAAUCCUGAUGAAUGGAUUGGCGGCACGUCAUUCCAACGCGCGUCGAGCGACGCAGAGCUUGCGUGCGCGAUGGAACGUGGCUCGCUCGCCACACUUCUCUCACAUCUGCCCGACAACCUUUAUCCCACACACAACGAACAAAAUACUGGUCCGGCGAGUGUGGUGGUCCACAUGUCGUCGUGUUCGCAGUGCCACCAAUGCCUGGCGUUACUCUACGACGAGGACAUCAUGGCGGGCUGGGCGGCCGACGACUCCAACCUCAACACGCGCUGCACCGCGUGCGGGCAACACACCGUGCCGCUACUAGCUGUACAGAUAAUCCGAACCAAUCAAACACAAGCCGAAGUAUUGAACGUGCCUUAUUUAAAUCCUCUAGUGCUGAGGAAAGAGUUUGAAUCUAUUUUAGGUAGAGAAGGAGAUUCGUGUCUCGCGGAACCCGAAUUCGUGGAAUCGCAUCCGAUAGUAUACUGGAAUUUAGUAUGGUUCUUAGAACGUGCCAAUAUAGAGAACCAUUUACCGGACCUAUUGUGUCCGGACUUCCAAGCCAAGUAUCAGAGUUCGGACGCUCUGUCAGAAGUCGAGAAAUCUGGAUGCAGCGUCCGGUGCAGUUGGGACGUAAGCCGGCUGCACGGUGAAGCGGGCGCAGCGCUGUAUCGAGCGUGGCGCGCGCGCCGCACGCACACGCAGCGCUCGAGAGCGCUUCAAGCGCUGCUGCUUACAGAGCAUCACGCCGCCGCCACGCACUCCGUGGCACUGACAGUGCUUAAUGGUCUGCUAAGCAACGACCUGUCGGAAGCACUGCGCAAACUCGCGAGAUGGCGGGAGACAACUUCUGAGAACAAACGCUAUCACUCGUAUUACAGAGAUAUCCUGUUCCUCGCAAUGGCAGCACUAGGCGAGUACAACAUAGAUCUGGUGGCGUUACAACGCGAGUACACACGCGCACUAGAACAACUUGGAGACGAGGCGCGACCACAGGAUCAGCCGCCAUCGCCCACCGCAGUCUGCUGCAGGCACUACUUCAAACGUCUCGCGCUCGCAUUCGAGGAAUGAUAUUUACUUCCCAUUUAGAAUUACGCAUCAAGCGCGUUAUCGAAAUGAUAAUGUGCGACGCAACCACAUCGUUUGUCUGGUCCUCAAGAUGGGACACCUGUGUUAUGAGAAAUUGGGCAACGAAUCUGUAGGUACUGAAGGUACCCCAGGACAUCCAGAUCAGAGAUAGUGUAAAAAUUCAUUUUCUACAUUCUCAGACUGAGAAUCGAUCCCAGGACUUUGCGCACAGCAACAUGCUUAGUAUACCACUACGUCUCUGACACAAUUGGUUAAAAUACGAGUUAUCAUUGUUGUAAUAUAAUAUGCUUGCAAUGCUUUAGACUCUUAAAAAAACACACACACACAAUUGCUGUUACAAAUGUAUUAGUUUUGAGUCAAGGUGGAAAAAUAACUAUAAUUUUGAUAAGUAGCGUCCAAUCAAACACUUAUACGUACCAAAACUAUUGUUUAUAGCAAAUUUCGCAAAGAAUUUCGGAUAAAAAAAUCACUUUUUUUUAGUAUCCGUGAGUGUAACUAAUUCGAUUUCAAAAGCGUUUUGUAUACUUGUUUUUUGGCUAUGCAAUGACUUCUCUCUCCAUAUGAGGAAUAGUCCAUUAUUAUGACGCUAUGGAAUAGCUUUAGUAUAUUUCUGAUUUCCUUCGUCUUGCACUGGUGUAUUACGUUUUCCUAGGCACUUAUAUAAUUAUGAAUUAUGAUAUUCUGAGAAUGAAGAGUGGUGGUGACACGACAUAUUCACUCAGCAGGUAUUUACUUAAUACAAUGUUUUAAUGACGGUAUAUACAGGGUGUAAGGGACAGGUCGACAAAAACUGAAACAGUGAAUUUAGGCCUCUAUUUUAAACUGAAAACCUAACCUAAACUGGAAAUUCUUUCAGGAAAAUUUCAACAUUUUUUCGUGUUUAUUUUUCAUUUAAAAUUAUGUAAUGUAUGAUAUUAUGUCAUAGAAUAAAGAAAUAAUAUUUUAUAGUGAAAUACUAUGAGAUACCUAUUAACAGCAAUGUAAUAAACGUAUUAAAAUAUCGCCGCGAAUCAGUUGUGUAAUCAAAAUUACCUACGAAGAAACCCUUUGAGCGUUGUAGGUAUUAUCACCCGUCAUGUGGAUAUUUGAUUCAUCUGUUUUCGUUUUGGUCAACCUGUCCCUUAUACACUGAGUGUGUGUAUAUAUAUAUAGCACAUGUAUGAAACACGAUUUUUUCUUUUAUAGAUGUUACAACGUUUACAGCAAAAUACUUGGCGACAUGUGUUUUAGUGGUUACAAGGGGUGACGCUACAUUUGUUUGAAUUAGCUUAACAAUUUUAAUAUUACAUUCAAUUUCACAUAAAAAAAAUAACAAAUACUGAUGAUCACAAUUUACAAAAUUAUAAAAUGAUAAUUUUUUGGUUGUGUAUGAAGGUAAUUUUAAAAAGAAUAUUGCAUUCUAAAUUGGUCGAAAAUGGAAUGAAAGCCAAGCGUAUCGAUUAUACCAUCAUGGUUUGAAAUUGUAACAUAUCAACUCUCAAUUAACUAAUAUUUAGUUUCUCUCAUGUUAGUUUCAAUGUUUCUGUUGAGCAUAGGGAGUUAUUAUACUAUCAAACAUACAGAUUACUAGGCUUUAACGCAUUUGAAAUUUGAAUGAGAUCAAGAUCACUUAUACACACAAAUAUAGUAUAAUAACCUCCCUUAUAAAAUGUAUACCGUAAGACUGACGGCUGUAUUAUGUAUGUCAAAUUAUUAAAUUUUUACGUAUAUAUGUAUUUACAAAACUAUUAAGAAUAUCUGUCAGUUGUUUUACUCUGUUUAGUUUAGGUAGGACUAGAUGGCCUUUAUCAUUACCCAUAGCUUUUAUUUUAUGUAUUAAAAAGAAAUAGUUAUGGAUAGGAAAAAUUUAAAAAUGCUAAAAACUGGUAUGUAAUUUCAUACUUGCUGUAACUCGUUAUUUGAUUGAAUUAAAAUAAAAAUAACUUGUUUUAAAUUUGUUGAAACAUGAUUGAGUGACAAAUGGAAACAAUCAUUCAGAUAUCUACAUAAACUUUCAUCAUAACCCUAGAAAGACUAUGCAAAUAGUAAAUAAUGAAAUUAUAUAAUCAGAACAUUUAAUUUGCUGUGGUAGUGAUCUCUUCGACUUUAGUGGAAGCGAAUGUAAUUUUAAUCGACUAUUCAUUCAAAAAUAUAACAUUUGACAGGUAAAAAUAGAGACAUUACCUCACAUUAACGAACGCUCUAAACUUAAUUUAUAGUAAAAUAUUUUUAUACGUAAAUUGGGGAGAUCUUACGUAAGUUUUUUACAGUACAGCAUUAUGAAAAGACCAUGUUUAAAAUGAGUAGUUUAUACAAAUUGUAAUACUGUCUUAUUUUCAAGGUCUCUUACAUACAGUCAAGGUUGAAACUGUCAUUAUUGAAAAUCAUAUACCUAGUUUUAAGUAUCAUUGUUUUAUUUUUCUAUUUGAAAAGUCACGUUAUUGCCGUCCAUAAUUUCAUGCGAAAACAAAUCACUGGAAUCCGACGAACUUCUACCGGCCCGUCCACGUCGCUCGGGAUAUUGUAGUCUCGAUUCUCAUACAAAUAGUAAUAAUUUUUAUGACGUCACUAAGAAAUGUAUUAUUUAGUAAAAGUGACUCAAAAACGACUAAGAACAAAUUAUGAGAUUUAAAAUUUGUAAUCAUAAUUGUUUCAUGCAUAUUGUAACGAAUUAUAUAGCAAAAUUACAAAAAGUAUAUAUAUAUAUCCAUUAAUAAUUAACUCGAAAUAAUCGUAUUACUAAUAAAAACCAACGAUAAACCUAUUUUAACUGUUACAUGUUUUGUCAUCGUCUUUCAGAUUAAGAAUUUACAUUAAAAAUCAUGAUGUAAGCAAUUAGCAGCUUAAAUAUAUUCUUAUUUUUAUGAAUAAUUGCCCAAAAACACUAAAGUCGUCACACGAUUUAAUUUCAUCAUUCUCAUUUCGGCAUAUCUAUUAGUUUAAGGACGUGGGUGCUACAGGCAACUAGAUUGGAUUGAAACACGAGUGUACAUAGUAUUGUUGUAUAUUAUAGAUUAAGAGCCCAUGUGGCAAUAUUCAAGAGUUGUAGAUUUUUUGCUUAAUUGUGUGAUGUUAGUAACACAGUUAAAUUCGUAAACGAAUCUUAGGGUAUGUUUGUUAUUGAGUGUGUUCACAAAGUCGCAUUAUUUGUCGUUUUUGCCAUCAAAUUAUCAAUCUUUAUUUACUUGUACCUAUAGUAUGAAUAAGAUCAGAAUGUAAUAAAAAUCAUUCCAGUAGAUUUUUUUUUAUAAUUUAUAUAUAUAUAUAUAUAUAUAGUAAUUAAUAAAUUUUAUUUAUUUAUUGUUCACUAUUAAUUGUUCAAAACAGACGAUAAUGUGACUGCCAAAAUUCAAAAGUAUUUAUAGGUGUCAACAAGAAUAAUUAAUUAUAAUAAAUUAAUAUGAUUAAAUCAUAUUAUUAAUUUUAUCUAACCUUAGACAUAAUUGUCACUCCAUUUUUCUCAAUAAUUUGACGACAAUUUCUUUUACAUAUAAUGACGUUUUCUGCUAUAAAAUUUCAAAAUGUACCGUUAUAUAUAUCAUACAAUGUAAUUUAUGAUUUGCAAAAUCGUAAUUAAAAUGUAGGCCUAAUAGAUAAUCUAUUUACAAAUUUUACUUUUAUUAAUUUGAUGAUAGCAAUAAAAUUAUAUAAGUACACAGUUUAAGACACUAAAAAUUGUUUAUUGGUAUUUUUUCAAUAAAACGAAGACUUCUUGUAAUCAUAUCUUCAACUUUAUUAUAUGGAGCAAUGAUACUCAUAGUAACCAGAUUUCAUAUAGGUAAUAAUUGUUAUUUGUCAAAAUUUAGUUAUUAAGUUAACAACAAAAGGACUGCAGUUUAUUUAUUUUACUAACCACAACAAUGUUAAAUCUUAAAAAUAUAAAUAGUAUUUGCGUGAAUUCACAAAUAUAUUAGCUAUUAGAUGAUUUUCAUCAUUCUUAAAUUAGCCAUCAAACACUAUUUGAUUAUGUAUUUAGUUUAGCGUCAUAAAGUGAUUGUUUAUAGGCCAUAUUUUUUUGUUCCAAACAUACAAUGUACAAUGGUGAUAGUCAACUCACUCUAAUGUAUUUUUAUAAACAAUACUGCAAUAUUUAAUGUGGAGCCGGAUUACGAUCAUUCUAAUAUUGGGGAAUAAUAUGUAAUCUGCAUAGAUUGCAUAUACAUAUAUAAUUGCGUAUAUAUUGGUGUAUUAGAGUCAUUAUUGUUUAAAAUUGGUUAUUUUAUUUUCGAGGACAAAUGAAAUGCAUAUAAUUUUUAUAUAAAAAUAUAUAAGGCUUCAAUA